GUGAGAAGGAGGGAGUUCGUGCCUGGUUCCUGGUCCCUUGCAGGUGAUGAACACGAGACGGACCGAAACCAGUCGUCAACCAGAAGCUUUGCUCGCAGCUCUCACAGCAUACCAGGUACAGCUCCGACUUCAGCUCCAUUUCCUUGCUCUCCGAUUCAUCCAUUAUCGGAGUCAUCGGAACGUCCGGUUGAGGGAUCCCAUCAACGACCAUUCCACGUCCAAUAUUCAACGUCGUCGCCGGUCGCGAGCGGAGAGCGAACUCCUAGACCACGUUGAUUCAUGUCUCAUCGAAGCGCCGGAGCACGCCACUUCACUCCAUCCCACACCACGCCUAUCCCAGGUUUCCGGCGCCUCAGAUACGAUGCGACGAGUGCACCCAACCAAAAAAAAAGAAAGCAAAAGAGCCAGAGGUGAUGACAGAUUUGGAGCCAGCCUCGAGGCGAAGGGUAGCGAUGGGAGAUGCCACAGCGGCGGCCACCAUCUUGACCGCCCCGCAUCAUCAUCAUCACCAUCACUGGAUCUGAAAGUCUACGAGACAGAAGUGGCGUGAAACUACAGGGUUUGUAGCGUGCACGCCUCCACCUCCUCCUCAUCUUCCUCCUCCUCCGCUGUUGAGGGAUGGGUGUGGAUAGUGCAACACACUGGUGCUGACACGGACAAUCUUCAAAAAUGUCCGCGGUAACUUUCCUGCGGACUCCAGGGUCGUCAAAUCGUGGGGAAGAGGAGGGAUGUGGGUGACCACACAAUCACCAUACAGUCCACACUCCCGCAGUGCGUUAUCGUGAUUCUGUGUGCUAUAUCCCCGACACCGAAAAUGCCAUCCAAGCGAGAGACCUGAGCCCGGUCAGCACUGACCUGGACAUGACGGACUCCAGCUGGAGCGUGGUCUAGAUUCC
Molecule: messenger RNA, 896 nt
Organism: Dissoconium aciculare CBS 342.82
Lineage: Eukaryota; Fungi; Ascomycota; Dothideomycetes; Mycosphaerellales; Dissoconiaceae
Exons: 1
Coding region: 47-550 (167 amino acids)
Source: RefSeq, a predicted model, not a curated record